Messenger RNA from Zasmidium cellare ATCC 36951, 2256 nucleotides. RefSeq lists its product as uncharacterized. The record is from RefSeq and is a predicted model, not a curated record. Gene Ontology annotation, cellular component: Ino80 complex; cytoplasm. NCBI's taxonomy places the organism in Eukaryota, Fungi, Ascomycota, Dothideomycetes, Mycosphaerellales, Mycosphaerellaceae. Gene Ontology annotation, biological process: regulation of DNA-templated transcription. The transcript has a single exon. Bases 1 to 2256 code for a protein of 751 amino acids.
AUGCCUCACUACACAGUCCCAAUCGAGUCGCAGUCUGGCCGUAACUCCCCCAAACCGCCUCCUGCUCACGUCUAUAAUGUCAGCGAUCCGCCUUACCGCGGCCAACUCGCGACCGACGACUCAGGCUACCGCUCCAGCACGCCCGACACCGCCAUCGUGAUCGAUAAUGGCAGCUCCUCCAUCCGCGCAGGAUGGCAGACCGAUACCCUUCCGCGCCUCCAGUUCCCACCGUUCAUGGCACGCUACACCGACCGCAAGCUCAAUCGAAAACUCACCUUUGUCGGUUCCGAGAUUUACUUCGACGGCACAGCGCGUGGCCAAGCAAAGAACUUGUAUGAGCCUGGGAGCAACAUUAUCAACAACUGGGACGUGCAGGAGGGCAUCUUGGACUACAUCUUCAUCAAGCUGGGUAUAGACGGCACCAAUGGCGUUGUGGAUCGUCCGGUGGUCAUGACAGAGCCCCUGGCGAAUCUGGGCUAUUCGCGCAAGACGAUGAGCGAGAUACUGUUUGAAUUGUACGGAGUACCCAGCGUUGCGUACGGCGUAGAUUCACUAUUCAGCUACAGGCAGAAUGAGGGGAAGACGGGCUUGGUGGUCAGUAGUGCCCACAUGAGCACGCACCUGAUACCUGUGGUGAAUCAACAGCCUUUGAUUGCACACGCGACCAGAUUGGACUGGGGCCGGUCACAGUGCAGUGAAUAUCUCACGAGACUGCUCAAGGCGAAAUACCCUGGCUUGCUCACAUCUGGCAAGGUCAAUGAGACGCAAAUCGAAGACCUGGUGAGAAGCCAUUGCUAUGUCAGUCAGGACUACGACCAAGAGGCACAGAGAAUCUUGGAGUGGAGUGGGCUUGAGGACCGAGAUCACAUCGUACAAUUGCCAUUCCAGGAGAAAGAGGUCGUUCAGAAGACCGAGGAAGAGCUGAGGAUCGCGGAGGAGAAGAGAAAAGAGGCUGGAAGGAGGCUGCAAGAGCAGGCGGCGAAGAUGCGGUUGGAGAAGCUGGUACGAAAGGAGCAGGAAUUGGAGUACUUCAAGCAGUUGCAGCAGCAGAUUGCCGAAACCACAAAGAAGGAAGCCAGACUGCUCCUAGACGAGGAAGAGUUCAAGGACGAGCUCGCGCUGGACAGGAGGAUCAAAGAAAUGGAGAAGAGCAUCCGAAAGCAGAGAAACAAAGAUGUUGGUGACCUUGAAGAGGAGCCAGAGGAACCUCCUUCGUAUCCACUGCUGGACGUGCCAGAUGAGGAGCUGGAUGAGGACGGACUGAAGCAGAAGCGUCAGCAACGUCUGCUGAAGAGCAAUCACGACGCCCGGGCCCGUGCUAAGGCUGAGAAGGAAGCUGAAAAGGCCAGGCAGGCGGAGAUUCAGAGGCUUGACGACGCUCGUCGAGAGGCCGACCUGGACAGUUGGGUCGAAGAGCGGAGGGCAGCACGUUCGGAGGUCAUCCAGCGUAUGAAGGAACGAGAACGUCUCAAGGCAGACUUGGGCAACCGCAAGUCUCAAGCGUCACAAAUGCGUAUGAAACACAUCGCCAACCUCGCCUCCGACAAUCCUCAUGGUCGGAAGCGUCGGCGAGGCGGUAACGACGACGAUGGCUUUGGCGCCGAUGAUGCCGAUUGGAUGAUCUACCGCGAAAUCCAGCAAGGGCGUAAUGAUGAUGACGAAGAUGACGAGGAAGAAGAUCUCGGAGCGCAACUGAAAAGCAUCGAGUCGCAGCUGCUUAAGUUCGAUCCGGAUUUCACUGAGCAAAGCACUCAAGAGGCACAGAAAGACUGGACAAAGAGUUUACUGCACGCUUUUGCCCGGGGACCCUGGCCAUUCGAUCCCGAGAGUGCGAGGGAAAGCAACCAGUUUCAUCUCAACGUCGAGAGGAUCCGAGUGCCAGAAGUCGUCUUCCAGCCAAGUAUCGCAGGUGUUGAUCAAGCCGGUAUUGUGGAGAUUGCCGAAGACAUUCUAAUGGGUCGGCUUUCUGGCCAUUCUGAACGAGACGCCAUUCUCAAGGACGUUUUCAUCACUGGAGGGUAUACAUUGUUCAAAGGCUUUGAAGAGAGGCUGAAGAGUGAAUUGAGGGCUGUCUUGCCAGCUGACGUGCAGCUGGGCGUGAGGAGAGCCAAGGAUCCCCUUCUCGAUGCAUGGAAAGGUGCUGCCAGCUGGGCGGGGGAGAGAGAAAGCAGACAGGCGUUUGUAACAAGGGAGGAGUUUGCGGAGAAGGGUGGCGAGUAUAUCAGGGAGCACAACAUGGGAAACGUCUUCAGUUAA